AUGGAUUCUUUGACAUUUUUUUGUACCACCAGCGUGCUUAUCACUGCUAUAGUUCUUCAUUUCUGGCGAUAUCUGCAACAACGCCAUACCCGCCUGAUAGUGCCGGAACAUAUAACCUUUGGCCUGCCCGAUGGAUGGUGGUCAGAUCCUGUUCGAUUCCAGCUUGAGCGACGGGCAAUCUUCAGCCAGACAUGGAUCUGUAUAAGCCACCGCGGACGCUUUCGCUCCCCCGGCGACUAUGUGGUCUAUGAUGUUGCUGGCUUUCGCAUUCUCAUGAUUUUGGGUAAAGAUCAGCUCGUGCGGUCGUUUCACAAUGUCUGUAGACACAGGGCCUUCCCGGUCGCCCGGAAACAGUCUGGCAGCGCUACCGUUCUCGGCUGUCGAUAUCAUGGAUGGAGCUAUAACACGGAGGGCAAGCUCAUCAAAGCUCCCUAUUUCGACGACCUACCCGGUUUUGAUAAGAGUUUAAACAGUCUCUUCCAAAUCCACACGAAGCAGGACAGCAAAGGCUUCAUUCAUAUCAACGUGAGCCGUCACGAAGACGUGACCGCUAAUGCGACUUCAAUGGGCGUAGAACUGGGAAAGUCUGGCGAUGUCAGACCAGAUACAGAGCUACUAGACAGUAUCGAGCUAAGUGGGAAGUUCAAUUGGAAGCUUAUCCUCAACCAACCAUACGCUACAUCACAUCCAACGAAGUCCUCUAACACAGACUCCGACUACCCAUUGCGACCAAUAAGACCCAGUUCAAUUGAAAACCAACUAUUCUUCCCUUUGACUACAAUAAACACAAUGUCGGACCAGCCCUUCUGGUAUCAACUAACCUAUUCUCCCGUUGCCGUUGACCAUACCAAUUUACGCUGCGAUAUUUACAUCAACAGUCCCAAGGGCUCUUUCCAACUCGAGGGGGCUACCAAGGAUUCACUUCAGAAGGAGAUACAGCAAAAGCUACUAGGCUUUGAGAAUCAGUACAAGCAGCUCACCACUCAAGGAGAAAAAGGGUUUGGCUACCAAUCAAAGAUAGCUGAUGCGGUUGAAAUGCAUCAGCGGCGGGAAGCAGUCCAAGGCUUGGAAAUCAAGCCCGCGGCGCUAAAGCAGCAAAAUGGUAACGCCACCCUCUCGAAAGCUGAAAGAAACUGCGGCACCUCCAGAAAGCUAGAUUGGUAA
This is a messenger RNA of Fusarium mangiferae, 1164 nucleotides long. RefSeq lists its product as uncharacterized. The transcript is spliced from 5 exons. The coding region runs from base 1 to 1164 and encodes 387 amino acids. The record is from RefSeq and is a predicted model, not a curated record. Lineage: Eukaryota; Fungi; Ascomycota; Sordariomycetes; Hypocreales; Nectriaceae. Gene Ontology annotation, molecular function: 2 iron, 2 sulfur cluster binding.